AGUGCAAUGCGCGCUUUCGAAUAACAAAGUACGUCUUUAAAACGUUUAGAGAAUAUCUUUUGGAGUACACGAACCAAGAAGAGCGAGUGUUGAGUGAGUGUGUGGAAGCGCAGAGCCGGUCAAACUUUAACUUUUAAAUUAUUUUUAUUUAUUUUGUGUAACUAUUUAUUUGUUACGCGUUGUUAGUUUUUAUGAUUCUAUACAAAACUUUUCGUUAUUUUUGUAUGUUGUGGUUGUUUUGUGAACUGUGGUUUUCGUUUACUUUGAAAAGGAUACGCAUGAAUAGUAAAUGUGGCAGCGAUCUCUCAACUAUCAAAAGCAACAAUGUCACGGCACGCCAGAUCAUCCUCAACAGCAUUGCCAAAACCAACGAAUCGGCGAUAUCGUUGGAGGUACGCUUCGCAAGCUACCACUAACCCAGAAAUCGCAACACACCUACCCUUCUCAUCCUCAUUUACACUUUCCGCCCCCACCUAAUUAUCCACCUAGUACAAAUCCACAACAAAACGAUCAAGCUUGCCUUCCUCCAACCAGUUCCGUAAUGGCGGAGGAAUUUUUAGCAAUCCCAGGACCUUCUAGUCAACCGGAUCCUCCGUGGCCUAAUAUGGAUUAUAGUUACGCAUAUUACGAACCAGGACCGCCCACUAGACACACCAAUGUGCCCAGUAAUUAUCCAGGUACUUAUAGAGAAGGUUCCUACAGGAGUAAUCAUACUUAUCUAACCAGGUAUGGUACUGAGGAAAAUAUUUACGAAGAAAUAAGUGAUUUAGCUAAAGCUAGACGUCAACAAGCUCACCAAGAUUCUAUAAUGUCUCUAAACCAAAGCCUAGUCGAAGAAGAGGUACGCCGUGUACAACACGGUCACCGUAGGGUACUUGGCGAGUUAAAUCUAUCAGUGGAAGCCAUGCUGAUGCCUUCUAAUUCGCAAGAAGGUAGUGACGAUACAGAUCGCGAAAAUGAAAUGGACGACCAACUAGCGGAUUUAUUGACGGUCGGUCCUACUGACGAAUUACUUAGUCCCGCGCCUUUAGUGGACUUGGAUAGUGGUUUUAGUGGUAGUUCGAGUGGUGCUAGUUACAGAAGUGCAGCCGGUAGUUUGAGACGUGGACCUGAAAGGGGUAAAAGUACGGCUUCGUAUAAUCCGAGGAGUGCUACACCUGCUGAAACGCCGAGCAAAGGGUUUUGGGGAAAGAAAGCGUGGAAAAAAAUUACCGCUUUUCCGAGUAAUAUCAGUCUCAAUAAAAGCAAAGGUAAGAAUGUCAACCAAAGUCCAGUGGUUUAUGAGGUGAAGAAUAGAAAAGUCAGAUGGAGCUGUAAAAUCAAAGGUAAGUGUACCGUCUGCUUUAAUUCAACCCUAUUACCUGAUGAACCACGUAUCCGAUCUGGAACUUGGGAGGAGCCAACAUGUGAACACAGAGUGGCGCCACCUCUCGCACACACCCGCACCCUGCAACACACAGGUUCUCAGAGAAGUUCUGAGGAGAGUUGGUGUUCGGGGUCCGAUCCAGAACUGUCUUCGGACGAAGAAAGUGAUCGAAGCGUCGCCUCCAGUAAUAGAAGUACCAACGGUCAACUCCGCAACACGUUAAAUAAAGCACGAACAUUGUGUGAUAAAUGGAGGGGAAGUGGAGGCAUAGGUUCAAAUAAUAGAUUGUCUCUCGACAGUGCUUUAUCUGUCGACACUUCCCCUCAAAAUCACGGUAGAUUAUCAAGAUGGUUUUCAAUAAGAAGAGGAAAUAAUCAUCAAUACGACUUUGAAAAUGCAGACGUCCAAAGAACCACGCCAAAUUCGAACAAAAUGCCCCAAUUGCCCGAAGUUGAAGAAGAAACCGGAUUUCAUUUCGCCAGCUGUAAUUCUUCCCAAAGACGACAAUUGCCUCCUAGUUUACCACAACCACCUCCUAAUUUAACCCCCUUACAGUUAAAAAGGAGGAUGAUAGUAUCAGCCAUUGUACAUAGUGAAAAUUCUUAUAUAGCUACUUUACAAAGGCUAGUAAAUGAUUAUAAAAAGCCUUUAGAAGAAAGUAAUCCACCGGUUUUAAGUAAUUCAAAAAUACAUACUUUGUUCCAUAGGCUCCCGGAAAUUUUACAGUGCCAUACUCUUUUUCGAAUAGCUAUAGCAGAAUAUGUCAGAAAUUGGGAUAGAGACGAAAAAAUCGGCGACGUGUUCAUUGCUUCUUUUUCUAAGGCCAUCGUUUUAGACAUCUAUAGCGGAUUCAUCAAUAAUUUUUCUGUUGCCAUGGAUCUGGCAAAAAUGGAAGCUAAGAGAAAAUCAGCACUUGCUGAUUUUUUAAAGGUGAAACAGAUUAGCUCCCCUGAUCGGUUAUCAUUUUUUGGUUUGAUGGUGAAACCCGUUCAAAGAUUCCCGCAAUUUAUUUUAUUUUUACAGGAUCUAUUAAAAUAUACACCUCAUGGUCACCACGACAGAAUGUCUCUACAAUUGGCUUUAACUCAACUCGAAUCAUUAGCAGAGAUGCUUAACGAACGAAAAAGAGAGGCAGAGCAGUACCAAGCUUUCAAAGAAAUGUUACGAAACAUCAGCGGAAAAUUCUCAGUGAGACCACUAUCGGACAGUAAUCGCUACCUUUUGAGAGAAGAUAACGUUACGCAAUUGGAAUAUAGUCAAAAUGGUAUGAUAACAAAAGCCAAAAGCAGAAGACUUCUUCUACUUAACGAUUUGGUUGUAUGCGUAGCGGUAGCUUCCAAAUCAGCUGACGAUUUCAGCAACAACGAAAGACUGAGUCUGAAAUGGACCUAUCCCGUAUCUGAUAUUGAAAUUCAAGAUACCAGCGCCUCGCCGACCCUUAGUAGACUAUUAACAUCGCAACAAUCGAAAGGAGGUAGUGUCAAAUCGAACGGAUCGUUUGAAGGUACUCCUCCACAAGAUGCAAAUAAUUUGUGCGCUGAGAUGAGCAAUUUAAUGCACGAUUAUGAAGUUAUUAGUAGAAUAAGUGAUCUGACAAGUCAACUGAAAGGCAACUACAAAGACAUUAAUUUGGAUAACGCAAGAAAGAUUCUACAUCAAAUCCAAAGUUCCAUCCAACAAAAAGAUGAAGAAAUGGCGUGGAUGGAUUCUUGUUGUUUGCAAUUAGUAGUGAAAACCAAAGGCAAAGAAGAAAUUUUUACGUUUCAAACCGAUAAUCCUAAUAUCAAGAAAGACUGGAUAACAGAAUUAAGAUUGGCCCAAUUAGCUUUGGAUCCUAAUAAUUCGCCAGCUUGGGAAGUACCUGAGCAAGAACAGAGGCCUUCUACAAAGAUGCCGCUGUUUGUGAAGUCGCAGAGUGUUUAUACCUCACAGCAUCAAACCGAGGUACGCUGUGGUUGUUACUAUACUGUAACUUUACCAAAAACAACCAAGAGAAGACAUAGGAACCAAAACUACUUAUGGGUAUGUACAACAGACGGCGCUAGUAGUCAUAUUUCUGUAUUAGCACAACAUCAUCAACAAGCGGGUGUUUUAAAAGACUUAACUACAUUUUCUUUGGUCGAAACUCAGAUAACUGCCAUGGAAUUUGUGAAAGGUUCUUCGCCUCCUUGUCCUAAUCUAGCCACUGAUACCGUAUGGGUGGGAACAGACAGACACAAAUUACAUCUCUAUGCCGCCGAUGAACCCGAAAAACAAGAAGAAAUAACCAAUACGAUUGUAUCCGACGUCAUAAUGCAUAUUAAAUACCACUGUGAUAACGUUUUUGUGGCAUUAGCCAAUGGAACGAUAUGUAUAUAUAGAAAAAAUCCCAUAGAUGGUGCUUGGCUCAUCCAAGAACCACAAUUAUUGAAUUUAGGAACUGAUCCGGUCUCCUGUUUAUUACCUAUAAAUCUAUCUCUUUAUGCUGCAUGCGGAAAGAAAGUUUGGGUACUAAAUGGUAUUACUGGCGAAGUACAAAAGAAUUUUACUAUUCAACACGAACAUUUCGGAAAUGUCAAUUUAAUGGCACACAGUGGCAUCGGAUUAUGGAUAGCUCAGAAAAAUUCUAGUACUAUUUGUUUAUAUCAUACUGAAACGUUUAAACAUCUACAAGACAUCAACAUAGCUUCAAUUGUGAUGAGAAUAAACGGUUCUCUUGGUCCGCGAGAUUCAUUGAAUAACAAUAGAUCUGUUGUAUUUGUUACUGCCCUUUUAGCGUGCAAAGGGUUAUUAUGGGUAGGAACGAAUGUAGGUAGAGCUCUAACAAUACCGUUGCCGAGAUUGGAAGGAGUACCGAUUAUAAGUGGAAGAGUUAACAUAUCUUAUCACGCUCAUUUCGGACCUAUAUCUUUCUUGUUAGCUCUCCAACCAAAGAAUUACAACAACUCGACUAUGAAAACUGUUAUAAAUAAAGAAGAAACUAAACCCGAGCCUGAAAGUAUGAGUAGCAGUUUUACUGAUAAAUUUGAUGAGAGUCCAAAUCGGCCUAAAAUGGAAAAACAGUUGUCAGAUAGUUCGAUGCAGAGCGUAUCGUCAAAAUUGAAAUACUUAGCUAGCAGUCCUGUUGUAUUGAGAAAAAGAAGAAGCAAAGAAAACGAUUUAGCAAGAAUAUCUAAAACUUUACCUAGAGGUUUGGGUAAUGGAGGAUCGAUAUUUUCAUCCUUGAGUACAUCCUCACAAAGUUCCGGCGAUACUAACAACGUCUACGGUCUCUACAGUGAACUGAUGUAUGUUAAAGAUUACGAACGCGAAGACAACAUCCUUACUGAUCCGGUAUACGAAUCACUCCGUCGCAGCGAUCCUGAACUAGCUAUACCUAACAAAGUAAGCACAUUAGAUCGAAGAUUGAAAAUGAAAGUCUCCAGACCGAGAUCGCUAGAUUUGUCAAAUUGGUCGGUGGAUUCUCGAUCUUCUAGUCUGUGUACUUCUUCGGGAUCUGAGGAAAGCAUGGCAGUGAGGUUGAAUAAUUUAGCGCGUAGUGUAUCACGAAAUAAUUCGAAUGCAUCUAGACAACUGAACGGCGUUUGUGAGAAUGUGGUAGAAAAAGAAAUUAUUUUAGAAAAAGAGGCUGCUAGUGUUAAACAAAUGAACAAUACAACUAGGACAUUGAGUAAAAAUAAAAACAAUAAUUUUGAUAAUGGCAGACGGACUGUAAUAACAUUAAUGGGCGGUAGGGGUUACAUCAAUUACAGGCAGCCGUGUUGUUCCGCUGAUAAAGUGAAAUCCGUCAUAGUCGGCAAAGAUGCCAAUUGUAAUGAUGCUCAUAUCGUUAUAUGGGAGUUGAAAUUGUGAUCAGCUUAGGACAAAAGAAACAGUUUUAUUGUUUGGUUUGAAUUAGAAAAUUUUACUUGAUCAUUCAGUUUGGGUACAAAGUAAGUCACAUUUUAUAGAAUGAAUUUAUCACUCGAAUAAACUAUUGAAAAUUAUUGAAUUAAGAAUAGGGAAAUAAUAACUUCCUUUUUGUUAGAAAGACGAUAAUAAUAUUUAUUUUUAUAUUUCGGUAUUUUUAAAGUCCAUUGUAUGUAAAGUUAUUGCAUUUUAUUUGUAGCUUCAAUGAAUAAUAAUAAUAACUUGUAGAUUCUAUCAAGUAAUAAUAUAUGACUUACCCAGUGUAUACAAAAUACUAUUAUGAUGUGGUAAAUUUUUCUCCACCAGAAUAAAUGUGUACUUUAGAUAACAUAUUAUAAAUGUCAAUAUUUUUAUGGCCUAAAAAAAUUAUAAUACAAGAUAGGAAUUUUUUCAAGUUUUAUAUUUUAAUUUAUUUUGUUGUCAAAGGGCGUUUUUCUUUUUAUUAAAGUUAAUUUAUUAUUUUUCAAUAUUUUCUCAUCACUUUAAAUAAAAAAUGUCCAGAAAAUUCAUGAUAAUAUUAACCAAUCAACAUUAAAAAAAAUAGUCUGAAUAGACUUAAUUGAUUAAUUUAAUAUUGAAGUUUUGAAAUGAAUCACAACUUUUUAACAUUUCUAUUAUUGUAUUACAAUUGGAUACAAAAUUUUUAAAAUUCACUUUUAAAACAACUGAAUAUUUUCAGAAAGAAUUCCACUAUUCCAAGAAUUGUUGAAAAUUAACAGAAUAUUAGAAUAAACAUUAUAUUUGAAAAUAAAUCAAAACUAUGAUAACAUCACGAAGAAAUAAAAGUUUAUAUUUUUUUAAAUUAUACCAGACAUUUUUUUUGUAUGUUGAUUUUGGCAAUAUUUUUAUAAGGAUUUGUAAAAAACGUAUACACAAUUGUAUAUUUUAUAUUAAAUACCUGUCCCUGUUAUUUUUUCAAAAUAGUUGCAUGUUUAACUAUAAUAAAUUUAUUAUUGUUCA
Messenger RNA from Diorhabda carinulata, 6214 nucleotides. RefSeq lists its product as uncharacterized. Gene Ontology annotation, molecular function: guanyl-nucleotide exchange factor activity. Bases 290 to 5197 code for a protein of 1635 amino acids. NCBI's taxonomy places the organism in Eukaryota, Metazoa, Arthropoda, Insecta, Coleoptera, Chrysomelidae. The transcript is spliced from 17 exons. Gene Ontology annotation, biological process: actin cytoskeleton organization; positive regulation of stress fiber assembly. The record is from RefSeq and is a predicted model, not a curated record.